Messenger RNA from Hippopotamus amphibius kiboko, 3257 nucleotides. It is a transcript of the gene CDHR3, whose product is annotated as cadherin related family member 3. Gene Ontology annotation, molecular function: calcium ion binding. Gene Ontology annotation, cellular component: membrane. NCBI's taxonomy places the organism in Eukaryota, Metazoa, Chordata, Mammalia, Artiodactyla, Hippopotamidae. Gene Ontology annotation, biological process: homophilic cell-cell adhesion. The record is from RefSeq and is a predicted model, not a curated record.
CAUCUUUGAGGGCCGGAGGGGCAGUGGAUGGAGUCAAAGGGCAGUGUCUAUGGCCACAGGUCUGCCUUGAGAAGGGGCCUGGCCCCAGCUCUCGGCUCCUCUCUUUAGAAUGAGUGCUUUAGUCUCCAACUCUGAGUCCAACUCAUCAAUUCAGGACAGCAGAAAAACUCCUACUUCCCCGCUCCUGUUUCCAAGGAUGACAAAGUGCCUGGUGACAGGGCCACUGAGCCCAUCACGGAUGAUCCUGCGUAUGUCCAGCUUUUACCAUCAUCUCAAUGUCUCUGCUCCUCCUUUGCUCUUUUGACUUCUCUUCCAGGGCUCUCUGUGCAGACACAUGGUGGGUGUGGACUUUUAAGAUGGACUCUGAGCUGACCAGGGCUGGUUGGCUGUCCUCUUGGUACCAUGCGGUCACAGAAGCGGGUAAUCAAACAACAAACAGUCCUGUGGUGUUUGGAGUCUCCCUUAGUGACAGCAAAGCCUCUGUUUGAUUUCUCACAUGGCAACAAACCAGGAGGGGAAGGUGAGUGGCACCUGGAAUAGACUCUCGUCUAAGGCGGGGUUCAGGUCCUGGAUAAUGUGCUGGAAGGGCACACAGAGGUGAACUACCAAAGAUGCAGGAGGACAUCCUCUUCCUGCUUCUCCUGGGCGCCCUGUCAGGGGGACAGGCACUACACCUAACCCACGUACCUGCUACGAGCCACGUGACAGAGACUUCUCCACCUGAGACGUCCGUGCACAGGUUUUCUGUGGAAUUAUCAGCAUCCCUGUCCCCUGUGACCCCAGGGUUUCCCCUGAUCAGGAACGCAAGUCCCCUCACUGAGGCCUUCCGGGUGAACUGGCUGUCAGGCACUGACGUUGCCACCACUGGGAAGGAACAACUAGAUUUUGAAACAGGACCACAUAUAUUUGAUUUGCAGAUUUAUGUGAAGGAUGACGUGGACGUCACUGACCUGCAGGUCCUGACGGUCCAGGUAACAGAUGUGAAUGAGCCGCCUGAGUUUCAAGGCAACUUGGCAAAAGGUCUAGACCUCUACAUAGUGGAAGGAGCAAAGCCUGGAUUCAUUUACCAGAUGGAGGCCUUCGAUCCAGAAGAUGCAAGUCAAAACAUACCCCUCAGUUAUUUCCUGAUCUCCCUUUCAAAGAGUUUCAGAAUGUCUGCCGAUGGGAGCCUCUUCUCCACGACAGAAUUUGACUUUGAAGCAGGACACAGCAGCUAUCAUCUCACUGUGGAAGUGAGAGACAGCCAAGGACUCAGAGCCUCCACGGAGCUGCACGUAAACAUCGUGAACGUCAACGAUGAGAUCCCUCGCUUUACCAGCCCACUGCACGUGUACACGAUUCCUGAGGAGUUGGGUCCAGGAACCAUCGUGGCCAAUAUCACAGCUGAGGACCCUGAUGAUAAAGGUUUUACCAGCUUCCUCUUCUACAGCAUCACUACUGUCAACAGCUAUUUCAUGAUCAGUCAGUUGACUGGGACCAUCCAAGUGGUGCGCAGGAUAGACCGAGACGCAGGUGAAUUAAGACAAAAUCCAGCCAUAUCUCUGGAGGUUCCGGUGAAGGACAGACCCUCCGGGGGUCAGGAGAAUCGCAAGCAGAUAACCUUCAUUGUGGAAGACAUUAACGACAACCCCUCAACAUGCACCAAGUUCACCUUCAGCAUCAUGGUGCCUGAGAGAGCAGCCAAGGGGAUGUUGCUUCUGGACCUGAACAAAUUCUGCUUUGAUGAUGACAGCAAAGCACCGAACAACCAGUUCAACUUCACCACGCCAUCUGGAGUGGGGAGCAGUGGCAGAUUUUUACAGGAUCCAGCUGGCUCUGGGAAAAUUGUGUUGAUUGGUGAUCUAGAUUAUGAAAAUCCAAGUAAUCUAGCAGCUGGCAAUAAAUACACUCUGAUAAUCCAGGUGCAGGAUGUUGCCCCUCCGUACUAUAAAAAUAAUAUCUACAUUUAUAUCCUCACAAGCCCAGAAAAUGAAUUUCCUCUUGUCUUUGAUAGUCCAUCCUACGUAUUUGCCGUGUCAGAAUUAAGCCCACCUAGAACCCGGGUUGGACGGGUGCAAGCGACAGAUAAAGACGUCCCCCAGAGAGGCGUCAUGUACCCCAUCUCCGCCGGAGGGGCCAGCCAGCAGUACCCAAACAUAUUUUGGAUUAAUCCCCAAACGGGAGACCUCCAGCUGGUGACCAAGGUGGACUACGAAACAACCCCCGUCUAUAGUCUCAGAAUCCAGGCCACCAACAGCGAGGACAGCAGCUCAGUCCCGGUUAUUGUGAACAUCGUUGAAGAAAAUGAUGAAAAACCAAUUUGUACCCCAAACUCGUAUUUCCUGGCCAUCCCAGUGGAUCUGAAAGUUGGCACAAAUAUUCACAAUUUCAAGCUGUGUACUGACCUUGAUUCCAGCCCCAGGUCUUUUCGUUACUCCAUUGGCCCAGGCAACAUCAACAGUCAUUUCACCUCUCCCAAAGCCAGGUCCAAUGUUACAAGCCUGAUCCUCGCGACUCGCUUUGACUAUACUAGUGGGCUUGAUAAGAUCUGGAACUACAAACUACUUGUCUACGUAACUGAUGACAACUUGCUCUCCGGCAGGAAGAGAGCUGGGGCUCUUGUUGAAACAGGCACAGUGACAGUGAGUAUUAGUGUCAUUGCUCACCCAACCACGAUUAUCACCACAACCCCCAAGCCCAGGAUCAUCUACCAGAUCCUGAGGAAGAAUGUGUAUUCCCCAUCAGCGUGGUACGUGCCUUUCGUCAUCACUUUGGGCUCCAUGUUGCUUCUGGGUCUCCUGGUGUCCCUGAUUGUCCUGUUGGCCAAAGCCGUCCACAGACACUGUGCCUGCAAGACUGGGAAGCACAAGAAACCUCUAAAUAAGGCCGGUCAAAUGCAGAACACAAAGAGAGAGGUCGUGGUGGAAACCAUCCAGAUGAACACAAUCUUUGAUGGCGAAGCCACAGACCCAGUUACUGGGGCAAUAUACGAAUUCAACACAAAAACUGGAGCCAGAAAGUGGAAAGAUCCCUUAACCCAAAUGCCAAAAUGGAAAGAGUCCAGCCCUCAGGGAGCUGCUCCAAGAAGACCUGUCACCGGGGAAGGGACUGGGCCACCAAGGAGCACCCACAAGGAAGGAGAUGGGCUGAGUGGCAAAGUACAGGCCAAGGAUGCAGGUCCAGGGUCCAGGAUCCAGAACGGCAAGCCGAGCACCCCAAAGAACAGAAACCCAGCCCUCACGAGCGGGGCGUCCCCCAAACCGCACCCAGAAAAGUGA